Cynocephalus volans (Philippine flying lemur) is the source of this 1933-nucleotide messenger RNA. It is a transcript of the gene GBP2, whose product is annotated as guanylate binding protein 2. NCBI's taxonomy places the organism in Eukaryota, Metazoa, Chordata, Mammalia, Dermoptera, Cynocephalidae. Gene Ontology annotation, molecular function: GTPase activity; GTP binding. Gene Ontology annotation, biological process: defense response to protozoan; defense response to Gram-positive bacterium. The transcript has 11 exons. The record is from RefSeq and is a predicted model, not a curated record. Bases 158 to 1933 code for a protein of 591 amino acids.
CAUAAGGGAAAAGCCCAAAGCUCCAGUGAGAGAGACAAGUAAGAGAAAGCAGUGCAGCCAGUUCAGAAGGGAAGCGUUAAGCACCAACUUUCUCAUCGAAGCUGCUUUCUUCCUAACUCUAAAGGAUCUCUGCUCCAGGCAAAGUAACAACCUGAACAUGGCCUCAGAGACCCACAUGCCAGGCCCUGUGUGCCUCAUUGAGAACACAACAGGGCAACUGGUAGUUAAUCAAGAGGCUUUGAAGAUCCUGUCUGCCGUGACGCAGCCUGUGGUGGUGGUGGCUAUUGUGGGCCUCUACCGCACAGGCAAGUCCUACCUGAUGAACAAGCUGGCUGGGCAGAAAAAGGGCUUCUCUCUGGGCUCCACGGUGCAGUCUCACACCAAGGGAAUCUGGAUGUGGUGUGUGCCUCAUCCCAAAAAGUCAAAACACACCCUCGUUCUGCUAGACACUGAGGGACUGGGAGAUGUAGAGAAGGGAGACAACCAGAAUGACUCCUGGAUCUUUGCCCUGGCGGUCCUCCUGAGCAAUACCUUUAUAUACAAUAGUAUGGGAACCAUCAAUCAGCAGGCCAUGGACCAACUGCACUAUGUGACAGAGCUGACAGAUAGAAUAAGAGCAAACUCCUCACCUGAUCAUAGUGAGGUAGAAGACUCAGCUGACUUCGUGAGCUUCUUUCCAGCAUUUGUGUGGACUCUGAGAGAUUUCUGCCUGGAACUGGAAGCAAAUGGACAACCCAUCACUCCUGACGAUUACCUAGAGCUUUCAUUGAAGCUGAAACAAGGUACAGAUCAAAAAAGUAAAAACUUUAAUGAGCCUCGGUUGUGCAUCCGAAAGUUCUUCCCAAAGAGGAAGUGCUUCAUCUUCGACCGGCCCGCUCCAAGGAAGUACCUUGUCCACCUGGAGCAGCUAAAGGAGGAAGAUCUGAACCCUGAAUUCAUCAAACAAACUGAAGAAUUCUAUUCCUACAUCCUCAGCCACUCCAAUGCCAAGACCCUCCCAGGUGGCAUCACAGUCAAUGGGCCUCGUCUGAAGAGCCUGGUGCUGACCUAUGUCAAUGCCAUCAGCAGUGGGGAGCUGCCCUGCAUGGAGAACGCAGUCCUGGCCUUGGCACAGAUAGAGAACUCGGCUGCAGUGCAAAAGGCCAUUGCCCACUAUAACCAGCAGAUGGGCCAGAAGGUGCAGCUGCCCACAGACACCCUCCAGGAGCUGCUGGAUCUGCACAGGGCCAGUGAGAGAGAGGCCAUUGAAGUCUUCAUGAAGAACUCUUUCAAGGAUGUGGACCAGAAGUUCCAGAAGGAAUUAGGGGCCCAGUUGGAAGCAAGGCGAGAUGAGUUUUGUAAGCAGAACGUGAAAGCAUCAUCAGAUCAUUGCAUGGCUUUACUUCAAGAUAUUUUUGGUCCUCUAGAAGAAGAUGUGAAGCAGGGGAUAUUUUCUAAACCAGGAGGUUAUCGUCUCUUUAUUCAGAAGAAACAAAAGCUGGAGAAGAAGUACCACCAGGCACCCAGAAAAGGGAUACAGGCAGAAGAGACGCUGAAUAAAUACUUGAAGUCCAAGGAGGAUGUGGCUGAUUCACUUCUGCAGACUGAUCAGUCACUCACAGAAAAGGAAAGAGAGAUUGAAGUGGAACGUAUAAAGGCCGAAUCUGCAGAAGCUGCGAACAAAAUGUUGGAGGAAAUCCAAAAGAAGAAUGAACAGAUGAUGGAACAGAAAGAAAAGAGUUAUCAGGAACACGUGAAACAAUUGACUGAGAAGAUGGAGCAGGACAGGGCCCAGUUAAGGGAAGAGCAAGAGAGGACCCUCGCUCUUAAACUUCAGGAACAGGAAUUACUUCUCAAAGAGGGAUUUCGGAAGGAGAGUGAGAAACUUCGUGAAGAGAUUCGGAAUAUGAAGAUGAGAAGCAGUUCAUCAGGCCCAUCAUGUAACAUACUCUAA